Messenger RNA from Sungouiella intermedia, 453 nucleotides. The record is from the annotation of a GenBank genome assembly. Lineage: Eukaryota; Fungi; Ascomycota; Pichiomycetes; Serinales; Metschnikowiaceae.
AUGAAUUCCACACUAGAUUUUAAGAAAAACCCGCUAAACAAAAUCAUCGGACUCUCAGUGGUGCUCUCCGUGGGCUUUUUGUUGGUGGUACUCGCCGGUGUCUACGGCAAUUGGUUUCCGAUCGUGGACGGAAUCAUCUUUGCUGUUGCGUACUUGCCGGUGAUUAUCACCCGGACAGCGUUCAAUCUGAGCGACUACGACUUCAAUUUCGAUCCUCAUACAACGUCGCAGACGCUGGUCAUCAAAGAGUUUGGAAUGUUCUUGUCUGCGGCGUUAUUGGUGACGGGAUUCUACUUGCCUAUUUUAUUGCAUCACUCACUCAUUCUUACUAAGACUGCGGUUGUGUUGACCAUAAUCGGGGGAGUGUUGAUUUAUGGAACGGUUUAUACGUUUAGCCAGGUGUUUGAUACGCCUGACGAGGAAGCUGACGAUUUGGGAGGCGGAGUGAUCUAG